UUUUUCCCCCCGACACAUUUGUUUUAUUUGCAAUGCGUUACGGUUUGUGGCCUUUAUGGGAUUUAAAUAUUAUUUUGUGAUAAUAUUGUUGGCAUAUGUACUUAACAAAGAAGGAUACUGUGCUCAUUGAAACUUGAUGGCAUUUAGAUCAUCGCAGCUGGACAGCAUGACUGGUGCUGGUGCUGGGACAACAAAUAACAGUUCACAAAGGUUUGGUUCAGAUCAUUUUUGGAAUGUGCAAUUUAAUUUAAACACGAGAAAGAACAUUCCUGAUCCUUCGUCUGGUGCUCGCAAAAAUAUUGGAAUGGUUGGUUUACCGCAGCAAAAUAAACAAAGGAAAAUGGGUUUUUUCGAUGUGUCUGGUGAUGACGACAGUGAAACGAGUCAGUAUCUCAAUCAGUCUGUUUUUAGACCUGAAAAAGAGAUGUCUCACUCACAGUCACCAUCACAGCUGUUCGGGAGUAAUUUUUGCAGUCCAGCAAUUCCAAUUCUUCCAAGAAAUGUUAGUGGAAGCCAGUUUCCCCCUCGAAACAAUCCUGGUCACAUCACGCCAACCAGUAUAAACCCCAACUUUCCUAUCAGUAUGCAGCAACAGCAGCAGCAGCAACAACAACAGCACUCGCCUAAUAGCUUAUCUGCCAUCGGUCCACGAAGUGUGCUUGGUCAGAAUCAAACCCAGCAACAAGCCAUCGGAAACCUUCAGAAACGUACAACGUUAUCAUCAGCAUUUGGAAGCACAUACAGUGCCGGACCAAUAACCAGUAUAGCAAACAGUUUCGGUUUCCCAGGAAGUAGACAAGGUGAAAACCAUCUGUCAUUAGACUUGAACGAAUUUCCAUCACUUAGUAACAGAUCAAAUCUCGCGCCCAACCCUGUCCCCACACCUAGGAGCUAUGUAGGUUUGGUAAGCAAGCCUGUGCAGGAACAGACGCCAGAAUUCAACAUCACAGCAGAAGAGUUCCCUGCCCUUCCUGGGUCCACAAACCCACCAUCUUCAGCAGCUAAUGACUCUGGAAGGAAAACAGUUAGUGCUUUAUUUGGUCCACCCAACCCGUACAUGCCUGCCCCUGGUGGAGGAGCAUUUGAUCCUUCAGCAAACAAAGACACAAAGAACGGAGAUAAGUCGUCACAACCAAAACGAGGGAUACAAACUCAUCAAGAUGGAACUGUAUCGAACAUACCAUCUGGCAUGGUAACCGAUCAGUUUGGAAUUGUUGGUUUGUUAACGUUUAUCCGAGCGGCGGAGAAUGACCAUAACCUGGUAGCAUUAGCACCUGGUAUAGACCUCACGACACUCGGUCUUAAUCUCAACUCUCCAGAAUACGUCAGGAAUUUGUACAGUACGUUUCAGUCACCAUGGGCCGAUGCACCUUGUAGACCCCAAGAUAUUGAUUUUCACGUCCCUGCUGAGUAUUUGACAAAUAUAUUCAUUAGAGACAAGUUGGCACCAAUAAAGCUGAACCGAUAUGGAGAAGAUCUUCUGUUCUUUCUGUUUUACAUGAAUGGUGGUGAUGUGCUGCAACUGGCGGCAGCAGCAGAAUUGUACAACCGAGACUGGAGGUACCACAAAGAGGAGAGAGUGUGGAUGACGAGAGCACCAGGCAUGGAACCACUGAUGAAGACGAACACAUAUGAACGGGGAACGUAUUACUUCUUCGACGCCCAGAACUGGAGGAAGGUGGCCAAGGAGUUCCUCCUUGAAUACGACAAACUGGAGGAGCGCCCCACCCUGCCACCUACGCUACACCACAACCCAAAUCAGCCCAUCGUCGGCCACUAGCAGGGACUUGUUUCUUCUUCACCCUCGACACUGGGUCUGGAUUCUGGUGCAAUGUAGGCAAUUGAAUGGGGUUUACUCGCAAACUGUUGAAAACGGGGAAAAACCAAACAAAAAACACUUAUUACGUUUGCCCCCAGAGAAGAUCAUUGUGAUUUUAUUGUUUUGGUUCAUUGUGUAAAUAUACAUCGUCAUCAAGGAGAAA
Messenger RNA from Gigantopelta aegis, 1982 nucleotides. Its product is annotated as CCR4-NOT transcription complex subunit 2-like. Gene Ontology annotation, biological process: nuclear-transcribed mRNA poly(A) tail shortening; regulation of stem cell population maintenance; regulation of DNA-templated transcription. The record is from RefSeq and is a predicted model, not a curated record. Gene Ontology annotation, cellular component: P-body; CCR4-NOT core complex. Bases 137 to 1780 code for a protein of 547 amino acids. The transcript has 19 exons. Lineage: Eukaryota; Metazoa; Mollusca; Gastropoda; Neomphalida; Peltospiridae.